Messenger RNA from Glycine soja, 1495 nucleotides. RefSeq names its product GDP-mannose 4,6 dehydratase 1. The transcript has a single exon. The record is from RefSeq and is a predicted model, not a curated record. Gene Ontology annotation, molecular function: GDP-mannose 4,6-dehydratase activity. Bases 114 to 1211 code for a protein of 365 amino acids. NCBI's taxonomy places the organism in Eukaryota, Viridiplantae, Streptophyta, Magnoliopsida, Fabales, Fabaceae. Gene Ontology annotation, biological process: GDP-mannose metabolic process.
UAGUGAGAAAUUGUGAAUCGGAGGGCGUUGAAGAGUUGUGAGCAUAAUAAAUUGAGAAGCAAAAGCGAAAGGGUCUGUGUCUUCACUCAUUCUUCUAUUCUAUUCCAUCAUCAAUGGAGAACACCGAGGGAUCCGGAUCUGCGACGAACGGGGUGCUGGCUCCGCCGCGCAAGGUGGCAUUGAUAACCGGAAUUACCGGACAAGACGGUUCGUACCUGACGGAAUUCCUCCUGGACAAGGGGUACGAGGUGCACGGCCUGAUCCGCCGCUCGUCGAACUUCAACACGCAGCGCAUCGACCACAUAUACGUGGAUCCCCACAACGCCCACAAGGCCCGCAUGAAGCUCCACUACGCCGAUCUCUCCGACGCCUCCUCCCUCCGCCGCUGGCUCGACACCAUCCUCCCCGACGAGGUCUACAACCUCGCCGCCCAGUCCCACGUCGCCGUCUCAUUCGAGAUCCCCGACUACACCGCCGACGUCGUCGCCACCGGCGCCCUCCGCCUCCUCGAGGCCGUCCGCUCCCACAUCUCCGCCUCCGGCCGCUCCCACAUCCGCUACUACCAAGCCGGCUCCUCCGAGAUGUUCGGCGCCACCCCUCCGCCGCAAUCGGAAACCACCCCCUUCCACCCCCGCUCCCCCUACGCCGCCUCCAAAUGCGCCGCCCACUGGUACACCGUGAACUACCGCGAGGCCUACUCCCUCUUCGCCUGCAACGGCAUCCUCUUCAACCACGAGUCCCCCCGCCGCGGCGAGAAUUUCGUGACCCGCAAGAUCACGCGGGCCGUGGGCCGCAUCAAGGUCGGGCUCCAGAGCAAGCUCUUCUUGGGCAACCUGCAGGCCUCGCGAGACUGGGGCUUCGCUGGGGACUACGUGGAAGCCAUGUGGCUGAUGCUGCAGCAGGAUAAGCCCGAUGACUAUGUUGUGGCCACCGAAGAGUCCCACACCGUCGAGGAGUUCUUGGAAGUCGCGUUCGGCUAUGUGGGACUCAAUUGGAGGGACCAUGUCGUCAUUGACAAGAGGUACUUUCGCCCCGCCGAGGUCGAUAACCUCAAAGGGGACGCUUCCAAGGCCAAGAAGGUGCUUGGUUGGAAGCCCAAGGUUGGGUUUGAGCAGCUUGUCAAGAUGAUGGUUGACCAGGACAUUGAGAUGGCUAAGAAGGAGAAGGUUCUUGUUGAUGCUGGCUACAUUGAUGCUCAGCAACAACCUUGAUCUGAUCUGCAACUUCCCAAAUUUUUAGAUAAAUGUUUUAAUUGAGGAUGGAGGAGGGGGGUUUUUCUGUUUUGAUCUUAUAAUGCCGCUGUUCUUUUAAAUCAUUCUUCAUAGUUGACACAGUUUAAUUUAUGAGUAAUUUAUUUUGUUUUCGUGUUGCAACUGUUAUUUAUUAGUCGUGCAUUUUUCGGACUUUAUUUUAUUUUUUGUAAGCCUGCUGAUUCAUUCAAUUAAAUCUAUAUGCAUCUACAUCCAUAGUCUUGUUGUAGAAGCUGUGAUGCUAA